CGCAACAAAUUUUUAGGGCACUAUGUUGACUGCCAUCUGAGCUAGCUGCAGACUUGGCCGCACUAAAAUUCAAUAUGGCAGUAAUUCAAACUGUCCACCAAACACCAAAUGAUGUAUGGACUGAUGGAGCGGUAAACGAUCGAGUAUAGAAAUCAAAUGACAAUAAAAUUACUAUGACAGUGCAUGUGAUGCAAAACUUGGUAAAGAGUUAACAAUGAGUACACCGAAACUGAAGCAUGUCGUAACUUUCGACGAAAGAUGUAAGGAAGGUAAGUCAAGAACAAACUUAAGCAUGGGUAGCAGAGGAGUCAGAGACAUUCCAACAAUAUUUCAUCCUCAACAAACUCAUACUUCAAAUAUCAUUCUUGGUGACAAUCAGCAGAACCAUGGUUCCCAAAGCAGCCAAAUUACUCAUGAUAAUCCUGGAUGCGAACAGCAACAAGGAUGCAGCAUCAGCAGUGGUUGCAGCGAUUCUGCACCGAGUUGUCGUACUUUGGAGACAACCGGAAGUGGAGGAAUCGCCGAAAGAACUGGUGGCAACCAGGGCCACAUCAGUCAAAUACAAGUUCAACAACAUAUGUCUGCACCUUCUGUUACAUACCAACAAAGAUCUAAUUCUCUCUCAGCUUGCUACGCUUCCUGUUGCGCUGAGUCUGCAAAAAAGAUAUACUUUGGAGUGUGUGUAACCAUAUGCGUCACAGCAAGCUGGGUCGGUGCAACACAUUGUAUUAAAUAUUUAUAUUUCAACAAACUUGACAGUUCCAGCUCUUUAUUAUCUUCGAACUCAUCAGCGACGGGGCUACAUCAGCAGCAUACGGUUCCAUACAACGCGCCCUUCUUCACAACAUGGUUCUGCACGAACUGGGAAAUCCUCUACUACCCCAUUUACUUCAUUUGCCAAGCGGCGAGAAUCAAAUGCAACACUCCAUCCGAGAUCAUCGCAGAAAAUUUGCGUGGAUUUCGUGACAAAGGGUUCACCGGCGGACGUUUCUUGAGUAGAUGUAGCUUAUUCUGUGGACUUUGGGUGGUUACCAAUUACAUGUACAUUUACUCGCUCAGAAUAUUGUUAGCUACCGAUGUGAUGGCUCUUUUCGCGACAAACGUGUCCUGCGUUUAUUUAUUAUCAUGGGUUAUUCUUCACGAGCAAUUCGUUGGCGUAAGGAUAGUAGCAGUAAUUUUGUGCAACACUGGGAUUGCACUUUUUGCGUAUAUGGAUGGAAUAACCGGAAGUCCAACCUUAGGAGGUGUUGUUCUAGCAACGUCCGCAGCAGCUGGUUCUGCUGUUUACAAGGUGCUGUUCAAGAAAGUUCUAGGAGAAACGACAUUCGGACAAAUGUCUCUGUUCUUUUCACUUAUCGGAUUGUGCAAUGCGAUGCUGUUAUGGCCAAUUUGUUUGGCUCUGUACUUUACGGGGGUCGAGAGUGUGCAUUGGGAACGGUUACCAUGGACAGCAUUACUUCUAGCUAGCAUUCUCCAUUUAGUUGCAAAUAUGCUUGGCAACUUCAGUAUUGCUCUGACAUAUGACCUGUUCAUCACUCUGGGAUUAAUCACAGCUGUACCUGUGUCUGCUGCGCUAGAUGUUGUUUUAUAUGGAGCCCAUUUUGUGGGUAUGAAACUAGCAGGGAUGAUUUUCAUAGCAGUUGGCUUCUUCCUUGUGAUGUUUCCGGACAAUUGGCCCGAUUAUAUAACCAGAUUACUUCGAAACAUAGUCCUCAUGAGUCACAGUUCGAGUACCACGGGAACCCAGCAGCACAGGAACAAUGCUACUAGAAGCCGGUGUUCCUCAAUGCACCAACGGCAAUAUCGGCUGAGAAGCUACGGGGUCUCGUCGGGCCAUGAUGACGGGCAAAUGCUGCUACCGAUUAACAACAUUAACAGGAAUCAGAGUAACGGGAGUCCACGACCUCGACAACAACCUCCACCAUCACCUUGAACCUAACACACCGGCACAAUAACUCGUCCCAACAGAACAACAAGGUUUUCGAACCCCAACUUUGACGUCUCCCUAGUUCCAUUUCGUUCACGAAAACGACCUCGACCCCAAUCGCGACCUCAACCUUCAUCACGACGAAAAGUCAUCAAUGUUCCCACCUUUCUGGCCUACAGAGACAAUAACAAGGUAUGAGUGUACAUUUAGGACAAGAUAGAAGCCGACCUCUGCGUACGGUACACAGAUGAAUCCCGAUCUUUACCACUGGAGAUUGCUGACUCUUGGGAUCGAAACAGAAAUCGCAUUGCUCCCUUUUGUUUCUUCUUUCUUUAACGAUUCUCUAGUGGAGAAAAGGAAUUUACAUUUAUUCUAUGCCAAUCAAAGACGUUGGGACCAAGAUGACCAAUUUAUUCUGUCUACAUAAAAUACUAGGAUUUAAUACUAUUAAUAUAUAUAUAUAUAUUUUAAUUAUGCAUUUGUUAUCGCUA
Molecule: messenger RNA, 2418 nt
Organism: Megalopta genalis
Lineage: Eukaryota; Metazoa; Arthropoda; Insecta; Hymenoptera; Halictidae
Product: solute carrier family 35 member F3
Source: RefSeq, a predicted model, not a curated record